This is a messenger RNA of Exophiala bonariae, 1125 nucleotides long. RefSeq lists its product as uncharacterized. Lineage: Eukaryota; Fungi; Ascomycota; Eurotiomycetes; Chaetothyriales; Herpotrichiellaceae. Bases 1 to 1125 code for a protein of 374 amino acids. The record is from RefSeq and is a predicted model, not a curated record. Gene Ontology annotation, molecular function: FMN binding; NADPH dehydrogenase activity. The transcript has a single exon.
AUGUCUGCUCUCUUCCAGCCGUUGCAAGUUGGCGCCCUAUCAUUGAAGCAUCGCAUCGUCCUUGCUCCACUAACGCGAUUUCGCGCUGAUGACAAUAAUGUUCCGCUGCCUAUGGUAAAAGAAUACUACCAACAAAGGGCCAGUACGCCGGGCAGUCUCUUAAUCACCGAGGGUACCUUUAUUUCCGCACAAGCUGGAGGCUUCGCCAACGUGCCUGGCAUCUGGAACGACGCUCAAAUCCAAGCUUGGCGUCAAAUAACUAAUGCAGUACACCAGAAUGAUAGCUUUAUCGUGUGCCAGUUGUGGGCUAUAGGUCGAGCCGCCGAGCCGGAGAUCCUACAACGAAGCAGUCACACUGUGCUCUCUGCAAGUGAUAUCUCCAUUGGUCCAGAGCACGCCACACCCCAGCCAAUGUCUGAGGCCGACAUUCAAUCGUUCAUUUCCGACUAUGCGAAUGCUGCAAGGAACGCCAUUGCCGCCGGUUUUGAUGGUGUUGAGAUCCACGGUGCAAAUGGAUAUCUGUGCGACCAGUUCCUGCAGGAUGUUUCCAACAAGAGGACCGAUCAGUGGGGCGGUAGUAUCGAGAACAGGGCGCGGUUUGGAAUUGAGGUCGCCAAAGCUGUCGCCGAGGCGAUCGGUGCGGAUCGUACUGGGUACCGCGUAAGUCCCUGGAGCCCGUUCCAAAGCAUGAGGAUGAAAGACCCAGUCCCUCAAUUCUCUUAUCUGGCCAGCAAACUACGAGAUCUCAAGCUGGCAUACAUCCACGUCGUGCAGUCUCGUAUAUCUGGCUCGGAAACCGUUGAAGUCCCAGACGAGUCAGUCGACUUUCUACUCGAUAUAUGGAAAGGUGCUGGUGGAGCAACAAUUUUGGCGGGUGGAUUUUCCCCUGAAUUAGCUGCUGCGACAGCUGAGAAAUACAGUGACGUGCCGGUCGCAGUUGCAUUUGGCCGCCACUAUGUUGCCAAUCCAGAUUUGCCCUUUAGGGUCCAGAAUGCGAUCUCUCUGUACCCAUACAAUCGUGCGACGUUCUAUACUCCGAAAGCCUCGGUGGGAUAUAUCGAUUAUUCUUUCAGCGAACAGUAUCAGGUGUCCCAGCUACAACUAGUUCCAGGAGUGAGAGUGUGA